Odontomachus brunneus is the source of this 2572-nucleotide messenger RNA. RefSeq names its product exostosin-2 (gene sotv). The record is from RefSeq and is a predicted model, not a curated record. The coding region runs from base 397 to 2544 and encodes 715 amino acids. Gene Ontology annotation, cellular component: membrane. Gene Ontology annotation, molecular function: glycosyltransferase activity. The transcript has 10 exons. NCBI's taxonomy places the organism in Eukaryota, Metazoa, Arthropoda, Insecta, Hymenoptera, Formicidae.
AAGUGCGCCUUGAAAACUGCUGACCCGUCUGAUCCGUUGUUGAGCCGUACCACUUCCUCAAUUUCUAAGUAGAGGCACGGCUCUUAUGAUGUACAUAUAUAUAUAUAUAUAUAUACACACCACAAAUUUAUUUAACAAGCUAAUUCUAACUUUCUAAUAAUAACAAUAAAAUAUAACGAGAUUUUUUAAUGAAGAAUGUGAAAGUGCAUAUGAUUCUUUAGCCGUGAAUAUCGCUCUCAUACAGGCUGAUAAAUGCUCAUAACCUUAUGUGUCAAAUGCACACCGACUGGAUGAUCGAAGUCAUCGACAGCAACGAUGAUUUGCAUAAUUUACGGUGUAUGAAUGAGCGUACACGAUCUAUGCGGCACGAUACAUACACUUGGUGAAACGUAGAAGAUGGUGUAUGUCACGCCAACGCGUAUAUUGCAUAAAACCAACAGAAUGACAUACCACUAUCGCAAUAUCGCUGUGAUAUGUUUGUUAUCAUUUACACUGUUUGUCGUAUUACUGUAUGGUGUACUGUUUACAGUAUUAUAUGUUUUCAAAUUUGGCAAUACGCAGAAACAUUCCGAUUAUAUUCCUGUAACACUGAGCGAUAUAAAUGCUCUACCUAUUGAAACCUUAUCCAUGGACUUUGCUGCAGCAGAAGCCACCAAUUCUUCAUGCACCUAUUUCGGUUGUUUCAACGUCUACCGGUGCGGCAGCCAAGGGAACAAGCUUUUGGUAUAUGUUUAUCCACCCAAAAUUUAUUUGGAUUCCAUGGGUAGACCUAUAACAAGCCAAAUGACGAAGGAGUUCUAUCAGAUCCUGAAUGUCAUAAUCAACAGUAAAUUUUACACACCCAAUCCAUAUGAAGCUUGCAUCUUUGUUCCUGCCAUCGAUACACUCAAUCAAAAUAGAUUGAGACUACAGGAAGUAUCUCAAGCACUAGGAUCCUUACCUUUCUGGAACAAAGGAGAGAAUCAUUUGAUUUUCAACAUGGUGCCUGGAAGUGUACCAGAUUAUAACACAGUCAUUGAUGUGCCAAUAGGAAGGUCAAUCAUUGCAGGUGCUGGAAUGUCAUCGUUGACAUACAGACCUGGUUUUGACAUCAGUCUACCAGUCUACAGUCCAUUAGUGAACAAUGUGAAGACAAAUUUGAGUAAUACACGAACAUGGCUGGUGAUAUCUUCACAAAUCAAUAUUAACACUGCCUUUGAACAAGAUCUGAUGAGAGUAAAAACCACGUAUCCAAAGGAUAUUUUGAUAUUGGGACCGUGUUUGCAAUAUAAUCCAAUGAAUAACACGAUACGUUGUAUAGGAGAGGAUAUAUACAAAUAUCCAGAUAUUUUACAUUCGGCAACAUUUUGUUUGAUAAUUCGUGGCGCUAGACUCGCCCAAAGUGCACUUCUGGAUGCAAUGGCAGCUGGGUGCAUACCUGUUAUCAUAGCAGAUUCUCUAACAAUGCCAUUUCACGAUGUGAUUGACUGGACUAGAGCUGCUGUUCUUGUACGUGAAGUUGACAUUUUGUUGAUCAUACAAUUAUUAAAGAAGAUAUCGCAUCAACGUAUCACGGAGAUGCAAGAACAAAACGCAUGGCUCUACGACCGUUAUUUCAGUUCGAUGGAGAAGAUUACGGAAACCACGUUGGAGAUACUCGCGGAUCGUGUGUUUCCGCAUUUAACACGAGACUACACGUAUUGGAAUAUACCAUUUUACAAGGGAAGGACCUCACCGCUUUUUUUACCAGUAACCGCCCCUAAAACGCGCGGUUUCACAGCUGUAAUACUAACGUAUGACAGACUGGAAUUAUUGUUCCUGUUAAUUAAUAAACUCGUCAAGGUACCGAGUUUAUCCAAAGUUUUGGUAAUUUGGAACAAUCAGCAAAAAGAUCCGCCGCAUUCAUCACGAUGGCCAAAAGUCAAUAAACCGUUAAAGGUAAUUCAAACAAAAGAGAAUAAACUAUCCAACCGAUUUUAUCCGUACGAUGAAAUCGAAACCGAAGCAGUAUUGUCGAUAGACGACGAUAUCAUUAUGUUAACUGCUGAUGAAGUGGAAUUUGCAUAUGAGGUAUGGAGAGAAUUUCCAGAUAGGAUCGUUGGCUUUCCAUCGCGCAUACAUAUGUGGGAUAACGGAACCAAUUGUUGGAAAUACGAGAGUGAGUGGACAAACAGUAUCUCCAUGGUUUUAACGGGUGCAGCUUUUCACCAUAAGUAUUGGAACUACAUAUAUACAACAGCUAUGCCCGGUGACAUUAAAGAAUGGGUCGACGAGCAUAUGAAUUGCGAGGACAUCGCGAUGAAUUUUCUCGUAGCGAAUAUUACCGGAAAAGCCCCGAUAAAAGUGACACCAAAAAAGAAAUUCCGAUGUCCCGAGUGUACCAACACUGAAAUGCUGUCCGCGGAUUUGACGCACAUGGUAGAACGUACGCAAUGUAUUAAUAAGUUCUCUUCUAUUUAUGGGACUAUGCCGUUAAAAUCGGUCGAAUUUCGUGCGGAUCCGGUACUCUUCAAGGACGUAUUUCCUGAGAAACUAAAGAGGUUUAACGACAUAGGUAGUUUAUAAUCUUGUAUAUAAAGUUUUGUAUGUAUUG